UCAUUAGCAAUUAUAGUAAACCAAAAGUGUAAUUGGAGCAUACUGUGAUCAGACUACUAAUAUAUAAAAUAUGUUAUGCUUAUAUACUUAAAAUACAUUCUAAAUAUAUAUUAAAUAUAACACAUGCACAAAAAUGGUCCAAUUAAGAUAUACUAAUCAAGCAUGUUUAUAUUACAUGAAAAGCCAUUUAUUUAAAGUGUACUAAGUAUAACAUUAGUUUUUCCCAAAAAGCAUGGUAGUACACUUGGUACACUUUAAAUUCUGAUUUUCUACAGUUUAAUCACUACUUAAAUACAUUAAGCACAAAAUUAGUUGUUCCAGCAUAGCAUGCUUCAAGUUAAAUAAGCCUUAAAAAACCUGAAGUAUACUGAUGAUUAGUCUGGGUUCAAGUGUGCUAAGAUUUCAUAUAUUAGUACAUUUUUCACAAGGGCUGCCUCCCUUCAGUCCUAUUUUUUGCAAACAUUUGAUUUAUCCAACUUUAAAUUUGUUAUUGUUUUUCUACCAGCAAUUAUUUCAUUUGAUAAUUUCAUUGUCUCGAAUGGUUAAAUGUCCGAUUUCGUGUUUUGAACCUUCAUUGGAUGAAAAGUGUUAUAUAGUUUUCUGCCAGCUAAGUCAUUUUUGGACGCUAUCUUGUAAAACUCACAUCCUCCUCAUAUGAAUUCAUUUCCAUUAUCAGAUCUUACAAGGAAUGUUUCUUCCUCUGAAUUUGAGUAAAUUUCAUGACGUUAGCAAGAUACUGCUUCUGUUUUUCUUCCACAAUAAACGUGAAAUAUUCAUUAAAACGUCACUUGACGACAGGAUUAAUUAGAUCGAGAUCUCUGGGGUUUUGGACGUUACAGGUUUUUUGUGCUUUUCAGCAGAGAGUUAGGAUUUGAUCUGGAGUUUUGUAAAUGAAGUUCUGCUAUAAAACCAAGCUAUGUACAAUUUUGACUAAUUUAUUACCAAAAAAAAUAAAAAAAUCCUUAAAUAUUUUUCUUAUGCAGAGCAAAAUGUGCCACUAGCUGACGACAGCAGAGUGGGGGUAUGACGUAUGCUUCAAUUUUCUUUGUUUUUCUCCUGCUGCCCCUUGUCGGUCUUUUAUUUUUGGAGCCCAUCCCUCUGUCUUCCGGUGCAGUUCUGGCUUGACAUGCUGCCGCAGAUGACGGACCGCAGGCUUGCGCCUCCUGUGCCCGCACAUCCCCGCUCACUCUGACACACACGCACCCGAACCGACAGUGGCUGUUCUCGCCUCCUGGUCUCCGGAAUCAGAGGAGCUUUUGGAUUUAGCAGCCGGUGUUCUCUCGUUCAGGCGGCGGUGUGUGAGGAGCUGCGGAGAUAACUGGUGGUAAUAUGAGACCUGUUAGAGGGAGAUGUCAGUCCCUUCCAACUUGUAUCCAAUCUAUAAUGAUGGGGAUUUGAACACGAGUCUUCACCUCUCCUCCCAGGGACACUUCUCUGCAGCCAUUCUCUGAUCACAGGCCUGGCAUCUUUCAUCCAUUCAUCCCUCUCUCCAUUCAUUUUUACCCUGUCAUGAAAGGUCUGUCCAGUAGCCGGAGCCACCAUCAUAUGGUCUCCUAUGAGCCAUCAUACGAUCCAUUGGGUCACCAUGUUGACCGUAAGCCAUAUUUGUUCGGCCAAAUGGAUAUGCCGUUGCCCAUUCCUAUGCCACACCCAUCUGAGUUGCCCUAUUACAAUGCUCAGCGUGUUCCAUACCCUUCUGAAAGCAACAGCAUUGUCCCAUAUGGAACCUUCCCACGGAGGUGUCACUCCACCUCCUCAGCUCACCAUCCUGAGGUAAAGGAUGAGUGUAUGGCCAUGGUGCCAUAUGUAGGUGGAGGAGGAAGGGGAGGAGGAGGGGGAGGAGGGUAUGGGGGUAAAUCUCAGUCUUGGGUACCAGUAAAUUUUGCAGACCCGUAUGAGCAACAGCCGAUAUUUUCCAGAGAUGGCUACCACACACUGCAGUACAAACGAGGAGUGUUGUCCCACGCUGGGGGCAUAGGAGCCAAUGACAACAAUGACAGUCCUGGGCGAAUUCGCCAUCUGGUCCACUCAGUCCAGAAACUCUUUACAAAAUCACAUUCAUUGGAGGGGCCCCAACACACUCAGUCAUCAAAAGGGCCAACUAAUGGGAGUGUGUAUGGUGGUGGUGGAGGAGGUAACUGUGGUGGUGGUUCAAGAGCCAGCCCAGAGGGUGCGGCUCCUCCUGGGGCAGUGCGCCACCGGAAGCGCAGCAAGAGCCGUGAGCGUUGUCGAUCAGCAGAGCCCAAACAUCGAAGCUACCACCACCAUCACCAUCCCCAGCUUCAUGGCUCAGCAUCUGCUCCGGGGUCUGGAUACUGGAGCUCAGAUGACAACCUGGAACGGGAGCUGUGUCUUUACCACCCUCAUCAUCACCAACCUCCACCCUCACCCUCCCUCUCUAUUUCCCCCUCACCUAUGACAACAGGCCAGUGCCCUGGCAACAACCCCGAUAAGUAUCCCCAGACUCCCCUCCCAAAUCUCUCCUCCUCGCAGUCCCAACAGUACUUCAUCAUGGAUCCCUAUGGGACAGUUAACGAGCAUGCACACACCCAUGCACGCCAUGGCCACACUCACCACCACUCUGCACUCAAAGCCUCUCGGAGCAACAGCGAUGUGAAAUAUACUGCUUCACCUGCAUGUAUACCAAUUAGUGGUAACAGCAAUAAGAGCGAUGGCUGUAUCGGUGGAGGAAGUGGCCCCUUGCUGCCACUGGGUCUUGUGGACGGGCCUGUUGAGAAGAAAGGGGCAUGGUCAUCAAGCCUAACGGUGAGCAGGGCCCGAGAGGUCUACACCAACAGCAGCCACAACCAGCUACGAACCAGCGCAGGAUCCGGUAACCUAAACCUAGAUAGAGCUCUAGUCAAAUCUAAGGGCAGUCAGCAGCAGGACCCUUGCCAAUUCUUACAGGUACCUCAAGAUGAGUGGAGUGGUUUUUCUCCUCUGGGGAAGGAGGAUGACAUUCCCUGUCGAAGGAUGAGGAGUGGCAGCUAUGUGAAAGCCAUGGCUGAGGAUGACAGCGGAGACUCUGAUGGAAGCCCCAAACCUUCACCGAAGAUGCAGGCACGUCGCGCCAGCUACCUUAAAGCUACACAGCCGUCACUUACUGAGAUGACCACUCUACAAAUUUCCACAGAACACUCCCCCAAACUGCAGAUCAGGAGUCACAGUUAUUUGCGUGCUGUGAGUGAGGUUUCAAUAAACAGAAGCCUGGAUACACUGGAUCCUAAAACUCUCCUUGACCCCAAAUCACUGCUGUCUUCACCCCAAUACCGAUCACGCAAUGAAAGCUACAUGAGAGCCAUGAGCACCAUCAGUCAGCAGACCGUUGUUGAUAAUCCCAGAGCUGGUAUCCAGUGUGACAGGUGGCGCGAUCCAAAGAUCUCCAUGAGGAAAAUGCUGAGUGAGGUUGAAGUGAAUGGGCAGAUUGAGCAAGUAUGUGAGCAAGUCUAUAGCGAGAUGCAAUCUCAAGCUAUGGAUGCAGGCAUGGAUAGCUUGGAAACUAUGGACACCCUACCUAUGCCAGGUUGCUUCCGUAUGCGUAGCCCCAGUUAUGUGAGGGCAAUUGACCAAGGAUGUGCCUCAGAGGAUGAAGGACCAGGAGGAAGACCUCUGCUGCUACUUCCAUCCUCACCACCACGCACAACUGCCACAACUGUCAGGACCAUCCAAAGCAGCACAGUAUCGUCUUGCAUUACUACCUAUAAGAAAACCCCUCCACCAGUGCCACCACGGACCUCCACCUGCUCUACAGCCUCCAAGCCAUAUAUCUCCAUUACAGCCCAAAGCAGCACAGAGUCUGCACAGGAUGCCUAUAUGGAAGAUGAAGGGCCCAGAGGAGACAUGACAAUCCAGUCAGGGCUCAGCAACUCAACAGAGAGUAUUGACAGCAUGAAGGCCUUGACAGCUGCCAUAGAAGCUGCUAACGCUCAGGUGCAUGGACCAGCCAGUCAACAUGUCAGUAACAGCACGAUGACAGUCAGCACUGCCAGUUCCCCACACCUCAGCAGGGGGCAAGUUGUAGAAGAACAUCGGGAUGAAUACAGAAAAGAAGCACUCAGGAAGGGGAAAUGUCUCUCCAUAGGCAUCCAGGUUGAUGGACCAGAAGACAUUCCAGAUCCGGAAGACCCCUCCAAGUUCACGUCUGUGGGGGUACAAGUGGAGGAUGAUCGAGGAUAUCGAAGGCUUCAGCGCUCCAACAGUGUGACAGCAGCUGUACAGGCAGAUCUAGAUCUGCCAGACCUCCUAGACACUCCUCUAGACUCUCCACACCCUCACAGAGGACGUCUGGCCUCCUGUGGCAUGUCAUCUCGGAAGUAUUCCCGCGAUGCAGCCACCUCCACCGUCAGCAUUCAAGGCUCAGGGAACCAUUACCAUGCCUGCGCCUCAGAUGAUUAUGAUGAUGUUGGUUUUGACCCGUCCAUCCUCCCCCCUCCUGAUCCCUGGAUAGAUACUGUUACUGAUGACCCGCUUGAUGCAGACUUCAACAGCUCUGUUAUUCUGGAGGUGGUACAACGGUCGGUCUGUCAGAGAGAUGGACGCUGGUUCCUGAAGCUUCUUCAAGCUGAGACCGACCGCAUGGAGGGAUGGUGUCGGCAGAUGGAGCUCGACCAGCGGGAGAAUGAGUUGCCUGAAGAUAUCCUGGAAAAGAUGAGAACUGCUGUUGGAAGUGCUCAGCUUCUGAUCUCCCAGAAAUUUCAGCAGUUCAGGGAGUUAUGUGAAGAGAACCUGAACCUCAGCAUCCAUCCUCGUCCUGUGGCCUCAGACCUGGCUGGCUUUUGGGAUAUGCUUCAGCUGUCUAUUGAGAACAUCAGCCUCAAGUUUGAUGAGCUUCACCAGCUCAGGGCCAACAACUGGAGACCGCUGGACCCUCCCGAUAGAAAGGAGAGGCGACUUCCACCUCCUGUGCCAAAAAAACCACACAAGGUGGUCCCUCACCACCACCCACCACUUGCCAGAGACCGUUCACUGGAGAGCUCAGAGAAGCAGCGGCAGGAGGCGAGAAAGAGGCUGAUGGCUGCCAAGAGAGCGGCGUCUGUACGCCAGAACUCAGCAACAGAGAGCGCUGACAGCAUUGAGAUUUACAUUCCUGAAGCUCAGACAAGGUUAUGAAGACAUUAACAUGGACAUAUUAUAGUUGACAAAAAGUACCCAGGUACACACACCCGACAUCAAACAAAACAUGUAAGAUUGUCCACACCAAGUUACAGUGGGACAAAUUAAUGUGAAUAUUUUAGUUAUCGAUUUUUUUCUGUAAUUUUUCCAUCCUCAGUUUUGAUCUCAUCAGUUAUGUGUGUGUUGAAGUAGCAACAGAAGUUGUACAGGUCCAUUUUUUAACGAGCAAUUUCUCUGUUGUGUGAAUUGUAAUAAAAAGGAUCUUUUUUUAUAACAAUCUUUUAGAAGUUUACAGUAGGUAUAAACUUCUAUAAGUUCAUUUCUAUUUCCAAAACUUCUAUUUGAAAAUUCAGUACAGGCAUGGUCUAAAUCAAAUCACCUGUUAUUCUUUACAUGCUGGAUAACAUUGAUGGAACACUUCCUCGUCUGAUCUCACAUUCCAAACUGCUGACAUGAUUGGCUGCAACCUGCUGUUAGUAAGAAGUGCAUAACCUUCCUUAACCCCACUGAAAAUAAGUGACAAGCUUCUGCAACUCAUGUUGUGAAACACCUAGUUCAAUGGUUUAACAUUGUAAUGUGGCAGUAUUUAAAUAAAAACUGUUUGACAUGUUUGGAAAAAUAAUAUUUAAGCACCCAGUUGUUAUCUUAAAAGUUCUAUUCAUAUGGCACUCUAGGAUCUAGAGCAGGGGUGGGCAAUCCUGGUCCUGGAGGGCCGGUGUCCUGCAACCAGCGGCGCGGUAAAGGGGUGAAA
Molecule: messenger RNA, 5863 nt
Organism: Poecilia reticulata (guppy)
Lineage: Eukaryota; Metazoa; Chordata; Actinopteri; Cyprinodontiformes; Poeciliidae
Source: RefSeq, a predicted model, not a curated record